Molecule: messenger RNA, 3492 nt
Organism: Musca vetustissima
Lineage: Eukaryota; Metazoa; Arthropoda; Insecta; Diptera; Muscidae
Exons: 9
Coding region: 1-3492 (1163 amino acids)
Molecular function (GO): beta-tubulin binding; microtubule binding
Source: RefSeq, a predicted model, not a curated record
AUGCCUCCAAAAGCCAAAAAGGGGAAAAAAGAGAAAACUCCCAAAGGACCACCGGAAAAAGUUUAUGAAUUCAUUACCCUCGAUGAAGUGAAGGCCCGGGAGCAAAAAUAUUCUAAUCGCCUAAAUGAUUUGAGGAUAUGUUUGAAUUUCAUUGAUGAGGCCCUCGUACAGGUGGAAAAAUUAAAUGAACUACAAUUGAUUGCCGAUAAAUGGCGAAAUUUUGUGACCUGCAAUCCAUUGCCGAAACCCUAUUUACCACCAGAUUUGCGGAUAUUUUUCACAAAAUUAAACUUUUUCGAAGAAAAAAAUCUAGAGGCCAAUAUCGAUUGGCCUUUGGCGGUGGAUGAUCGCAGUAUUUUAGCUCAAAAUAUAUUUCGUAAAAAUCUGACACGAUCGCAUUUGAGCGAUCAAAUAAAACCGGAGUUUGGUCGGGAAUAUAAUAAUUACAUUAAUGAUUGCCUGGCAGUUAUUCGACGCAUUGAAUAUUUUCUCGAUAAUGAUGUAGAAGUGGCCAAAUGUCCUCUGGCAAAUUUAGAAGAUAUCAAGGAAUUGAAGUUCCGUGUGCAAGAGGAAAUUUUAGAAUUGUUUAAUCGUUAUGCAUAUCGUAUUUUGUGUUCCGAGGAGGCCUACAUGAUGCCUGUCGAUCCCAUUACCAUAGAGUACUGCUUCGCUGGCGAUAAUUUUCAAAUGCAUAUUUGGUCCUUGAAAAAUGUUCCUGUCAGGAUUUCACAUUUGGAUGAACCACGCUUAGUGGCAAAUUUCCACGAAAUCCAACUACAUCUGCAUAUCCCCUCCACCAUGUUAUAUGAAAAUCUGACAAUACGAGCCCUGCACAUGAAUUUCGAUCAUUUGAGUGAAAAAGCCAAAAGCUAUUCCCAAAUCAUCUCCAUCCCUGUGGAUAAUUUAAAUGCCGGUAUUCAGGAUUUGCAUGAAUGUCUCAUCAAUGAAUGGUUAAUGCAAUUGGAUUUACAAACCCGAAUACGGCAAGAACUUCUACAAAAACGUUUGGAUUAUGAAGAACAAAUGCGGCAAUAUGAAGAAGAACAGGCCAAGAAGAAAGGUAAAAAACAACAAGCGGAAGGGGAUGGUAAAAAAUCGAUGAAAUCAAAAAUAACAAAACCCACCAAAGAACCUCCGAUUAUUGGGCCGGAUAUGGUGCCCGACAUUUAUCCUGAUUUCUUGGAGGAGGAACAAAAGCAAUACGAAUCAUUUAUCAAUAUGAUUUAUAAUCCGGAGACUCUUGAUUUGGAUAGUGAUGAGAUAAAUCUGAAAAAGUUCUUCAUAUUGGGCGGUGUCUAUCAAUUGUACUAUGUCCAUAAACCCCAACAUGUGGAUUUGGAUUUUGAUCGCUUCAAUAUGACCUGGCAUUAUAAUGAUGCCAAAUUGAAAAUUGAUCAGGAGCUAUUUAUACCACCCACAUCCCGAUUUAUGGGAAGGCGUACCACACGCCUAAUGAGCCACUUGAGUCUGAGUCGCAUGUCCAAAUUAGAUAGAAAUGUCAAUGAAUCAAAGUCAUCCACUGAUCCCGAAUGCCCUUGGUUUGUGUUGACCUUCAAAUUACCCGAAUAUCUGUGUCACUGGGGAGAACCGCUAGCUUGUCAUUAUGAAACGACAGAAAAAGUUGUCGAGGAAAAGGAAGAAAUCAUUCCCACUACCAUGCCAACAUCACCGAAGAAAUCCAAAGGUCUCAGACGACUACCUUCCAAAGUUUCAUUGUCUGGGAUCCCAACCCAUCCAGUGGUGGAACAUUUUCCCCUCAAUCGUCCCUAUGCCAGCGAGGCAGGGAAUUCCAUGUUCAGACUACGCCGUCUCAGUGCCUCACAACGUUUCUCACAGGGCAACUUUUUCCAAUCCUCCUUGUCUUUGCGCAUUAGCCAGGCCGAUAUACCGCACAAGGCCCGCAGCUCCGAUGGUACCUUAAAUGUUGAUGAUUUCUAUUUAUUUCGGAAUUUGAAUAAAUCACAAGUUCGAAAUUUGGAAAGGCAUUGUGUGCCGCGUAUUAUUUCCUCUUUGAAAUUUCCCAAAGAAUUACAUGAAGAAGAGCUCGAAGCCUUUCGCAAUAAACCCAAAAGCAAAGGUGGAACUUUACUUCGGAAACAUCAUGGAACGCAUGACGAGGAUCUGGUUCAGAAACAAACACUUAAAAAAGUGUUCUCCUACAAUGAUAUGCAAAAUAAUCCGGAAAGUUUGCAUGCCGUUUAUCCCAAAGAAGAAUUGGUACGCAUUGCCAGAUACCUUCCGGAAAACGAUAGUGAGGAGACUGAAGAUCACAAAUCUCCCAAAACUUUUCUUGAAUUGCUGAGGCUAUUCAACACAAUCAAAUCGAAAUAUAAAAGCCGACCUCGCCUAAUUUUGGAUUUGAAAUCUAUCAAAUCGAAAACCAAAUGGCAAAAUAAACGUUUGAAACAAUUUUUCAAAAAAUAUGAUCGUCCUGCACUGCAGACCUCAAUAAGUAUGGAAAGGAAUAUUGGAAGGACGCCUAAACGUGUUGCAACUCCCAAAACUAAAGGUGACAUUUUAAAACCUGAUAUUGAACGCGAUUUACGCCGUGAAACAAGUAAAGUCCAAAUUGUAGAACCAUCCCAAAUCACAGAUCCCCAAGAGAUUUCAGUUUUCGAUGUUAGUUCCGAAUCUCAGUUGAAGGUGGACAAAUUUGGCAAAAAAGAACCAAAGAAAAUCCAAUAUUCUCAUUGGACCACAAAAUAUAUUCUGCAAUCGGAUUAUGAUAAAGAGCAAAGAACGAUGACCAUACAAACUGAUCGGUUGGGUUAUAUUGGUUUUGCCUUUCGGCGCUACGAACAUUUCCCAUUUAAAUAUUGGAGUUUGGAGCCGAGUGAGGAAGAUCCAGAUAAUGAAGUAAUUUUCACACUGGAAACCCAAUAUGUUCGAUGCGUGUUGUACUGCACCCCAAAUGGCAUAAGGGGCCAUGUCACGGAACCAACCCGAAAAUUUGUACGAAAUCCGAAAAUGUAUUUAAUUAUCGAACGGCCAAUGAAGGAUUAUAAAGAAUUUAAGAAAAUGUUUAAGGAAAACUAUUUGAAUAUUUUUGCUGAACAUGAUGCCAGCUAUUAUAUUGAAAAUGGAUACUUUUCCGAAAAACAUUUAGCCACCGAAAUGCACACCUAUUGUUGCAUGGCCAUUCACAGCACUCAAAUGAAAUUUCAAUUUUCGCAAUGGAAUCGUUUGGCCAAGAGAAGGGAUAUAAUUUUGAAGUUUUUACAAUAUAAAGAUUUACCUGAAAAUAUGGUAGAGGUACGCAUUACCCCGGAGGAAGCAUUUUUCGUUGAAAUUACGGAAUUAUGUUCAGAUGAUUUGGAUGUCAUUAAGUUGCAGUAUACCAAUACGUGGCGGAAUAUUGGGACUUAUUCCGAUUUACAUCAUCUGAUCAAUUCCAUGUAUCCCGCAGCAACAGAUUUAAGAUGUAGAAACCCUAAAUUGAUAUCGUGUAUACGUGAUUUACUCAAUGAAAUACGGCCAUUGAGUUUUUCAUAA